Ceraceosorus guamensis is the source of this 1953-nucleotide messenger RNA. RefSeq lists its product as hypothetical. The transcript has a single exon. The record is from RefSeq and is a predicted model, not a curated record. The coding region runs from base 286 to 1644 and encodes 452 amino acids. Lineage: Eukaryota; Fungi; Basidiomycota; Exobasidiomycetes; Ceraceosorales; Ceraceosoraceae.
AAAGCACAUCAAGAAGCUCUCUGCGCUCUUUGCGUCUGCUCGGGCGAAGUGUGCGCGGAUAGUUACGAGUCAUUCACAGUGACGCAACCGGACAGCCUCAAGAUCGCAAGACGCUCAUUGACCAAAGAUCGGUGAUUGUCAUCGGCACAUAGCUGUCUCGUCUCGUCCAAUCGCCUCACCAUACCACGAGAGGCAUCCCGCAAGAAUCAUCGUGCCGCGAUUCACAUUCGCAGUCCGCCUGCUCGAUUGUUCCUGCUACGCUUCCUGGCAGCACGAGCAAGAGGUAUGCGGGUAGCAUCGCUCCUGCAAGAACCGGGCCAAGGCUCACAAAAGGGCCACCGCCCUUUUGAUUGGGAUCCCAGUAUCUGCAAUCCGCAAUCACGAGCACCUGAUUUAGCGACUUCGAAAGGCUGUCGCAACGAUAACACCGUCAUCACAUCUGGCCGCUAUCCAUCUUCUACCAAAGAGGAGUACAAGAGUCCGUUGUUUCAUUGCUUACAGCGCGGCAACGCUGGAGCUCAGCCACGCCGAACGUUUCGUAGCCCGCCUCGCGAUACAGCACGCGAUUCGCAGCCCGCUUUGCGUCGCAACCAGGCGUGCGAGUUGGCGCGCGAGAUGAAUCAGACCACCAACCAAUCGCGCACAAGCUUUGGCGCAGCACGAUUGAUGCCAAAGGUGUCUCAAAGCCGAUCGUCAAGCUCACUUUCCGCGUCCUCGAGCGGAGGCAGUCACGGCGAUGGGGACGGAGAAUAUCCCAUCCGCCUUGCCCAAACCGUCAAUGGGCGGCGCAUCUCACUUUUGCGCCUCGCCAAGCGUAUCUGGCUCGUGACAUUGCUGAAGGCCGUUCGCUACAUCAAGCGUGCGAGAGCCGCUCGGCGCCUCAAACGAAUUUGCCGGUCUGCGGGAUCGCCGCCGGAUCCAGAACACUCAGAGAGAGAUACCAAAGCGUUGGUCAGAAUGAGCAACAGAAAUAGUCGGAUCUCAGCCUCACGCAGCACUUCGACCUCGCCUGUCCUUGAGGGACAUUGUUCUGAUUGGACUAUCCCGGGGAAAGGAGUCACUUCGAAGCACACCACCCGUACAGUGCUACCUCCUUUACCAAUUUUACAUCAGCGUAGCUCUUUACCUACGGUGACCAGUGCGGUUUCAGGCUCAAGCAUCUCGAAAGGCGAUCGUCGCACCCUAUUCCGAGUGCGUUGGCAAGACGAUGUGUCUGCUUCGAAAGACAAUCGAGCCAUCUGUUCCGAAGUGCCAAUUCGACCCUGGCAUAGCAAUUUUCGGCCAUCGGUGGGAGCUCCAAACCGACCGCGCAGUGCUCGCAACUCGCCAUGGGUAUCGGAUCUUCAAAUGUGGGGCGGUCUUGAGGACUUUGAACCCAACGAACAUUUACGCUUCCAUACGGUCGUGAGCGAGAAGCCCGCACACCUUGACAGGCGCAGCAACGAUGUUGUCACAAGCUUUGCCGAUUCCAUCGGCUCGACGACGAAUACAGCGGCGGUCAUUAGCAACACUGGUGAUGACCCAGGUCGUUUUCGCUCCGACAUUUGUCAUUCCACUGGCUUCCGUUCCCCUGUCGCGCACCUCACUUUGGAUCCCAGAGCUUUUGACAUCUUCUCUGAAGAUAGUGUCGCAAUCUGGGCCUGAUAGUCCCCGCCGCCUUUCGCUUUGUAUCACGCUUCUCACUUCUCUCCAGGUUGCGACGCCUUUCAAUCCAAUGAAAGGACCUCGUCGGUCGGGCCUCAAGUCACGCUGCGUGCGACGGUAUGUUGGGUAGACGUGCCUCGGCCUGAAAGGCUCUCUAGCGUCAUGCUUCCCCACAAAUCCGUUGCUAAGGAAAGUUGCUAGAUACACGAGCCCAGGUGUCGCUCAGUCUCCGGACUGCUCAGUCCGAAGUGCGUCGAUGCGUCUCUGUAUGCAGCAGAGCCGGCUGCGGAGCCGCGAUCCUUUGUUGCA